UGCCCUCGGCCCGAAAGGACCCACCCACCCCUCGUACACCGAUGUGUCAGCCACACCCCCUUCUCCCGAUCACUGCAGAACGGGGACGGCAUCGGGUUCCUAUCGUGAUCUAAUGGUAAAGGUCAGAGAAAGUCAGCCAACCCUUAAUCAGAGCUGGCUAUGAUUAAUCUAGAGUCAAAGUGAACCGGUCUGAGAAGAUACCAUGGAGAAGGUCUCCUAUCACCCCCAUUUCUCUGUUUCAACAGCGUUGACUCAUCCUCGUCAAAAGGGGUCAGCCCCAAGCAGUCUGAGGUGACUUCUAGCGCCCUGAAUGGCGAUAAAAAGUCAUGGUUGCACUAUACAGACGGUUCAAUAUAAACAUGGCUGCUCUGUAUGGAAGGGGACUCAUCAGACUUCGGUAUCAUUCAGAUGUAGAAAUAGAGGUGUAUGAAAUAGGUAAGGAAGUAGGCAUUUUUUGAUUGGUUCGAGAUCACCAGGACAAGGUCAUCAAAUGAUUUGAAGAAAUCAAGAGACAGGAAUGCCUUUGCAUCCUCAUGAGCAACGUAGGAGAAUAUUGUCGGAGUGGAGGUCACCCUUUACUCAUACGCUUCUCUAUGGCUCAAAGACCUCAUGAUGUUGUUACCAGGAGAAAAUCGAGUACAACAAUAUAUCUAUUUGGGACCCUUUGAUUAAUAACAUUGUUAAAUGAAAGACACUGCAGGACAAAUGAGGCACUCACCGUUUAUGCACAACCUGUCAUUUCAUAUCAAUACAUAGGCCUAUAUAUACAUUUCCAUCAUUGAGAGUGCAGUCGUUUUACAUGCUCCAUUGUUUAAUCAUUGCAUUGACUACUAGGUUAAUAAAGAAGAGUUGGAUAUUUAGAGGGGGAGGGGGGACAAAAAUGUAAAAAUGUGUCCCUAUGGUCAUUGUAUUUCGUUGUACCUGUUGAAUGAAUAAAAACAUAGAAAAUAAGUAGGGGCGUGUUGGUCUUUCUUUUUCUGUUGAUUUUUUUUACUUCUUAACUCUUUGGUAAUCCAAAAAUGUGUUCACACUCUGUCAACACGAGCUACAUUGCAAACAAACACACACACACACACACACACACACACACGCACGCACACGCACACAAGCAUACGCACACAAGUAUACGCACACGCACACACCUGACACGCCACAAUGACCCACCCAGUAAUGCUUCCCCACCAAGGCUGCUCGAUCGAUUUAUUCAUAACAGAUACGUGCCAUUUUGUUAUGUCUUUGAGCCGCGUCGUUACUCGUCGUUACUUUUUUAGGGACUCGGUUGUGUUCUGCGGUAGGCUACUUGCAUUGAGGAAGCACUGUGGUCCAAGAGCUAAGCUUUACACUUCCUCGUUCUCAUCAUUAUUGGGGUCUACAUCAUGGUCUACAUGCAGAGCUCAACUCAACAUUAUACCAGCCUCGUAGUGGUGAUGUGAUUGAUUUAGUUGUUGUUUUAACUAUUCACCUUACGGUUCUCUUCUGAGUGAUGUGCUGCAAUUCAACUUCAGAAAAAUAUGGUGAAAUUCGUUUGCUGAUGGAAUUUUUCCAUAGGCUUGAAGAAAUUAUAGUUUGCACAACAUCCGCAGGUUAAUCACUGUAAGGCUCGAAGAAUGCCUCGUUCUUUCCUGGUGAAGCGAAGGGACCCGAACCACCAGCGGGCCACUUUGAGAAGCUCUGGCCAGAGCAGUGCUGUCAUGACACUGUGCGAGUUGCGACAACCUAGGCGGCCCUGGGACAGCGCCUUGGAAAGCUCCUCAACAAUAAUGCACAGAGAUCACACUGGGAUCUGCUCCUCCUUGCUGCCAAAGCCCCACACUGCGUUACAGCCACUCGGCUCCAAGACAUCCAAUACUGACACCUGCAGUUCUGACAGUAGAUAUGAUUCAACUUCUGAUGGGAGCAACAGAUUAGCCCCGACCUCGCCAAUGGAGAAAACCUUUAGUUGCACAGUGUGCGGAAAGGUCUUCAAGCGUUCCUCCACUCUGUCCACGCAUCUGCUCAUCCACUCCGACGUCAGGCCCUACCCCUGCCAGUACUGUGGGAAGCGCUUCCACCAGAAGUCGGACAUGAAGAAGCACACCUUCGUCCACACUGGUGAGAAGCCGCAUGUAUGCCGUGUGUGUGGCAAGGCGUUUAGCCAGAGUUCCAACCUCAUCACGCACUGUCGCAAACACAACUGGGAGUGGCCCUACCAUUGCCCGUGCUGUACCUUUGGCUUCCAGACCAAGCUAGCGCUGAGACAGCACUGCUGCUCCCUUCGCUACAAGGGAAGACUAACUGACUGACUAACUCGCAGGAGGGAAGGUCGGUCAGGCAGGAAGGGGGAUUAGCAUGCUAUGAAUCGUAUUAGAAGUCAAGGGGAUCUUGCUCCAAAGGCCAACUGAAGCCAUACCACGAUAGCAUAGUAGGCUGCAGCAGGCCAAUGCAUAUCUUUUAAGCACGUAAUUAUUGUUAAUAGGAUCGAAUGUUGGGCCUUGGAGGUUAUGGUACGAUUGCGCUCCGCUCGCACUAGUCAAUGUAGGAGUUAGUUAGACUCAUGAGGUUCAUAAGCCCAUAUUUUCAUCAACAAGCAAUUUGUGACGCAUGGACUGUAUAAGUUACUAACAUAACAAUAUUUAUUUUUUCGAAACUUUAGUUUUUUGGUGUUUAACACAUUACCUUUUAAAUGUGGAUGAUGAUUGUUAUUGAUUUUUUUUAUGAUCCGGGGCUGAAAUGCCUUUCAUUCUUUGUUCUGAAGCCCAGAAUUCAUCAAAUGAAAACGAUUGAGGCCAACAAGAAUUGAAAAACAUUAUUCUGUCUAUGUGCGGGAAACAAAACAUUAUUUCCAUUAUAUCUAACUACUGCUUACAUAUUUGACAUGUAUAGAUGCCUUGAUAUGUAUAUGAUUGAGAAAGUGACUCUUUCAUAUUUGUUCAUUAAAUUGAGGUCGCUUAAGAAUCA
Molecule: messenger RNA, 2937 nt
Organism: Gadus macrocephalus (Pacific cod)
Lineage: Eukaryota; Metazoa; Chordata; Actinopteri; Gadiformes; Gadidae
Product: zinc finger protein sens-like
Exons: 5
Coding region: 1608-2282 (224 amino acids)
Biological process (GO): regulation of transcription by RNA polymerase II
Molecular function (GO): DNA-binding transcription factor activity, RNA polymerase II-specific; RNA polymerase II cis-regulatory region sequence-specific DNA binding
Source: RefSeq, a predicted model, not a curated record